AAUCUAUCAUAUUCAUCAUCAAUUCUGCAAUUCAUCAUCUUUCAAGGACCCCGUGAAAUUUCCCAUACCAAAUUUAGCAAUCUUACGAAAUCAAAUUUCCGUAAAACUUACCCAAUUUUAUUCCCGAAUAUUAAAAUACAAUAAAAAUUCACCAAAUUUCUUUGAUUAUUUUUAACAAAAACAAGGGAAAAAAAAUGCCUGCUCUACAGCUACUCCUCCGGCGUACGAUAGUCUCUGCCGCCGCCGUAAACCCACCGCCGGCGUCACUGGCAAAGCCAUCUCUACCCAACAUAGUGUAUUGCGUUGGCGGCGGAGGAGGAGGGAAAUGGAGCACGUUAGCAAAAAAGAGGGGCGCGUGUUUAGGAGUUGCGUGUGCGCACGUUAAGGGGCUAACCACAACCACAACCACAACAAAAAUAAAACCAAUGAUAAUAGGCAACAAUAACAAUAAUAGGAAAAGGGUAUUUAUGCUUUCUUCUUCCUCUUCACCUUCUUCUCCAAUCUCUUCUUCAUCUGAGGAGAGAGAAAGUGGGAGUAGCAGUGAAGGAGGAGAGAGAUUGAAUAGUAGGGUUUCCGCUACCGGUUCUGGUUCCGCUUCUAAUAUUUUAAAGCCGCUGGCUGAAAUGGGUGAUGAGAAUAAGCGACACGACGGCGAUUGGCAUCGGAACGGCGCCGUUUUACCCUCAGAUGAUAAAGAUCAGAAGCAAAAGGAAAAGGAUUGUUCUUCCACCAAAUUGUUGACAUUGCCCACUAUUUUAACCCUUGCUCGUGUUGCCGCCAUUCCCGUUUUUAUUGGAACAUUCUACGUGAAUAGUUGGUGGGGAGCAGCUGCCACAACCAGUUUAUUUGUUGCUGCAGCAAUCACAGAUUGGCUCGAUGGUUACCUUGCCAGAAAGAUGCAACUAGGUUCGGCAUUUGGGGCUUUUCUAGAUCCGGUAGCUGAUAAGCUUAUGGUUGCUGCCACAUUGGUCUUAUUAUGUAGCAGACCUCCUGAAAUUGCCUUAUUCGGAGAUACUCCAUGGCUAUUUCCAGUACCAGCCAUUGCCAUAAUUGGGAGAGAGAUAACCAUGUCCGCUGUUAGGGAAUGGGCUGCUUCUCAAGAUGCUAAGCUUCUUCAGGCUGUUGCUGUAAAUAAUUUAGGCAAGUGGAAAACUGCAACCCAGAUGACUGCACUUACUUUUAUCUUGGCUACUCGAGACAGCAGUUUUGUUGCAAGCCAAGGGGCUCUGGCAAUUUCUGGUGUUGCUCUGCUCUAUAUUUCAGCUGGUCUUGCAGUAUGGUCACUAGUAGUAUAUAUGAAGAAAAUAGGGAAGGUGUUAUUGAGAUAAUAAUAAAAAUGAUAUAUUCAGAGCUCGCAUUAGUUGGUGCCUCUUUGGUAAGUUCUACACAGUUAUUUACGUGGAUCUGAAUUGGUCGGUUUGUUGUUGGUGACAUCCAGACUUGAGAUGAUAGAUCCUCAUCUUCCUGAUGCUGAAAAUGAAAAUGAAAGAUACUGUAUUCCCCCUGUAUUACUGGGCAUUCUGCUGAAUAAAACUUCAGCAGCAAUUGAAAUUGCUUUUUGCGGGAAUUCUUGUUCAUAUUAGUGGAAUUUUUUGGGGGGAUCCUGUCAUCAAGUGACUCUGAGAUUAUAACACAGGCAUAAUCUCAGUAGAUUGUUUUAUGAUCCAGAGAUUCUCGCGGCAACAAACACUGGUUCGGAUGGAGAGAGGCAAGAGUUAUUUGUUCUUGUUUAAUGGUAGUUUAUUUUUGAGGAAUAUUAUUUGUUGAACUUGGAAAAAAUAUAAACCUGUAAUAUACUUAAAUGCUGACUGAACAAAGCACGAGCAGCUUUGUCUUAUAGAUUUUCCGACUUUGGUA
Messenger RNA from Spinacia oleracea (spinach), 1857 nucleotides. Its product is annotated as CDP-diacylglycerol--glycerol-3-phosphate 3-phosphatidyltransferase 2. The record is from RefSeq and is a predicted model, not a curated record. Gene Ontology annotation, cellular component: membrane; chloroplast envelope. The transcript has 7 exons. Gene Ontology annotation, biological process: glycerophospholipid biosynthetic process. The coding region runs from base 195 to 1328 and encodes 377 amino acids. Lineage: Eukaryota; Viridiplantae; Streptophyta; Magnoliopsida; Caryophyllales; Amaranthaceae. Gene Ontology annotation, molecular function: CDP-diacylglycerol-glycerol-3-phosphate 3-phosphatidyltransferase activity.